This is a messenger RNA of Hyphopichia burtonii NRRL Y-1933, 588 nucleotides long. Its product is annotated as coatomer subunit zeta. Lineage: Eukaryota; Fungi; Ascomycota; Pichiomycetes; Serinales; Debaryomycetaceae. The transcript has a single exon. Gene Ontology annotation, cellular component: COPI vesicle coat. Bases 1 to 588 code for a protein of 195 amino acids. Gene Ontology annotation, biological process: retrograde vesicle-mediated transport, Golgi to endoplasmic reticulum; intra-Golgi vesicle-mediated transport; intracellular protein transport. The record is from RefSeq and is a predicted model, not a curated record.
AUGUCACUUAAUAUAUCAUUAUAUACGGUCAGCGCCGCAUUGAUACUAGAUAAUAAGGGUUCAAGGUUGUAUGCGAAAUACUACCAGACCAAAGAAAAUGAAAUAGUUUCCAAUCCAUAUAAAAGUCUUAAUCAACAAUUAAAAUUUGAAGAACAGUUAUUUUCCAAGAUAAAUAAAGUUAAUCAAGAUAUUAUAUUAUAUGAUAAUCAUUUAAUAACUUAUAAGCAAACCAACGAUGUUAUUAUUGCUUUAGUUAGUUCAAUUAAUGAAAAUGAAUCAUUAAUCUAUUCUUUAACCAAUAAUUUGAAUGAAGCUUUAAGUAUAUUAUUGGAUAAUACCUUGGACAAGUCAACUAUUUUGGAAAAAUAUGACUUGGUUAGUUUAUGUAUUGAUGAAACUAUUGAUGAUGGUAUUAUAUUAGAAAUUGAUCCUUCAAUUAUUGUUUCAAGAGUGACCAAUACUCCUUCAAAUUCCGCUAUCUCCAAUGAUUUGAAUUUGAAUAAGAUUGAAUUAUCCGAAAAGGGUUUAUUCAAUGCUUUAUCCUUUGCCUCUAAGAAAAUUGGUGAAAGAUUACAACAAGGUUUGUAG